Molecule: messenger RNA, 3411 nt
Organism: Cheilinus undulatus (humphead wrasse)
Lineage: Eukaryota; Metazoa; Chordata; Actinopteri; Labriformes; Labridae
Gene: borcs6
Product: BLOC-1 related complex subunit 6
Exons: 7
Coding region: 68-1402 (444 amino acids)
Biological process (GO): lysosome localization
Cellular component (GO): BORC complex
Source: RefSeq, a predicted model, not a curated record
UUUUCAUAUCGGACUCAGUGGCUGCUUACAUUUUUCUGAAUAGAAACUACACUGCCAUUGUGGAGGGAUGAGUCUCUCCCCUGUGAUUGGCACAGAAGUGCCAGAAACACCUAAUGGGGAUGUGAUAUCCGUCUCUUCAGAGAAUGGCCCUCAUGCUCCAGUCUCAGAAAAGUGUGGUGGUAGCAGAGUUUCCUGUCCUGAGGAGGCAUCAGAGGACGGAGACCUUGUGCAUACAGAGAACCAUGUAGAUGUGGAAAACAGAGUUCACCAUGAUGAAAGUUACUUGGACGCCGGAACAUACAAUAAUGAGAGAACAUCUAGUUUGUCAUCUCACACAUCCCAUGUUACAGAGCCCUCAGAAAACUCAGAAUUAGGUUCCAAAAACACAGACAUUCCUGAGGCCUCUAACUCUGCUGAGACUUCUGAUGCACCUCUGCUGUUGCACUCAGAACAGCAAGCACACUCCAAAGACUCAUCUUUUGAAGCAGGCUUUACCACUAAAUACACACAGCAGGCAGAGGAAGGAAGUGUAGAUGGAGGUGCUGACAGCAGAGAAGAGGAGGAAGAUGGAGAAAAAGAGAAGCAGGAUGAGGAGGAUGAUGAGAAGAAUGAAAAAAAAUGGAUAAGUCAGCGUGCAGGAGGGAGAACAGAGAUGGAGUCUUCACGACACUACUCCUCCUCAGCCCCUGGUCCUAGCACCUCGUCCUCUUCGUCUUCUCCACCUCCUCUUCUCCCAUCAGAUGAUGUCCCCUGCCCUCCACAUGUCAUGGCCCAGGUCUGGGUACGUAACGUCCGGGGGAUGCAGGACAGCAAGAGCCUGGAUGAAAUCAGCCAAGCCUGCGGAGGGGGUUCAGGAGCCCGAGGAGGGGGCAGAGGUGGUCAGUCAGAGGGACGUAGGGCCACCAUCUCAUCGGCCUUGGAGCUUGAGGGGACGGUUAGCCAUGAGGGAGACCUGACAAACUUCAUCACCAAGAACCUGGAGCAGAAAAUCAAGAUGAGCUCCAAGCCCAGUCUGGACUGCAGUGACUCGGACUGCUCAGGUCCCAUCUACAGAAGCCGGGGGCUGACGCGAAGACCAGCAGAUAUCCCUCCCAUUGAUCCUGCCGUCUUACUGGAUCUUCAGAAACACGCCCAGGAAGUGGCUCAGAGUGUGGAGAUGAUGAUGCGAAGCCUCAAUGGAACCAUCCAGAAUAUGACAGCUCUGAGUGUGGGUUACAUCCAGACCUACAGAGACUCCGUUGACAGCCUGGGAGAGUCUGUGGACAUGAGUAUAAAGGGUAUGUACACACUGAUGGCCCGCUGCGAGGAGCUGGAUCGGUCCAUGCAGCCCAUACACACCUUGGCUGCACAGAUUCGUGACAUCAAACGCACUCUGGACGCUUUGGAGGCGAUCUGCAAAUAAUUACUUGUCUGGUACAAGUAAACAUCCCAGGUGCAAAAGACCAAUCAUCAAGCAGAUCUUGAAUAAGAUCGUCUUCAAGUCAGCCACCUUCCUGCAGGUAGCACACACACAGUGCAGUGAAGAAUCAGUGCACCUCUGGAUCCCUGGAACCUUAGCUACUAGGCAUGCUGGAUGAUUGCGCUCUCUGUCCCUCUGCUUGCUCAUCCUCUGACGAUGACCACGUUUGUGUCGUGAGAUUUCAGUUGUGUUGGGCUUUGAUUUGCUCUUGGGGCUGAGCUUUCUCUUCUUCAUUUUGUAUGAAACAACUUCUCUUCCUCAAACAAAGGCAACAUGAAACUCACAGAUUAAAUGACACUCUGUCAGUGCCCUGAACACACACACAGAUGCAAACAGAUCCCUGAGGAUGCUUGAGUAGAAACCUUUUUUGUCAAUUUGACAGUCCAAGGUGAAUUGGUGCAUCAUUAUCCGUCCAGCCCAUUUGGUUCAGAUUGCACUAACCUUUCCUUCCCAUGUGGGGGCGACGUUGUUCUUUUGUCUGGCUGAUGGAGCAGCCAGUAUGAACUGCUCAGAAGACAGUGACUUUUGCACAGGAACAGAAAGUCUAUUUUUUAAUCUUAUGCAACAAAGAUCAGAUUUCUUCACCACAGGAUAAAUGAGGGGAGGGGAGGAUCAUGUGUGUCUAUCGUUCGUCUUUUUCUUAUGUUUAUUUAUUCAUUUUCUCAGCAUGCUCACAUUUUCAAUUAUACUGCUACUUGGUGUCACGCGAGACUGAUCAGUAUAGCAGGAUUUUUCUUCUGGCAGUCUCUGAACAGCUUCACUGGAACAUUUGAUAUCAAAUAAUGAAUGAAGGUAGAUGAAAGUUGUGAGAAGGUAUCACUGUUUUUACUCUGAUUCUCUCAAAUGCAUGUCUGCUUCUCCACCAGUCACUUGGAAUUUAGCCUUAAAAUGUCACUGUCACAUUGCAGUCCAACAUGUUCGACUUUUUAAUGUAUUUAAAUAUGAAACCAUUUGCCAUUAUUUAACCAGGUUGGAGACAUUUGAUGAAAUCUGAAGCUACAGAAGAUCUUUUAAUUGCUCCGAAUGUCAGUAAUUGGAUUGGGUUGUUUCAGUUUUGAUUCGGCCACUUUGAAGGAAUGUGAUAUGUAUUACAAACGGUCAGACUCAAAUCCUUCUGAUUUGAUGAAAAUUUUCUCAUCCAAGGAGAAAUUAAACUGGUAGUUAAUCUUUAGCUAUUGAUGAAUCAGGAUUUGGCUGUAACAUUUGCUUCUAUCAGAAGGUGGAUUCUUCUCUCCUGAACAAAGUAUUACUUUAUUUGACUAGGACAACAUUCAUACUUAUAUCUUGGAAGUAAAUUAGAUUCAAAUCAGUCAAAGUCUGUCUCAGAUUGUGCCAGAUUGUGUCACAGACAAAUGACAGUCAAUAGUAUCACAGCGGUGCAGAAUGUCCUUCCUUGUCUUUUCCCUCCAUAUUGAAGCUGGACACUUUUCUUUUUUACCAAAGAUGAAUUAAAUCUGGGGAACACUGCUGUAGGAUUUGGUACACGGCCUUCGGAUAGAGAAUAACUUGGACUCUUACUGCAUUAAACUGAGUUAUUUCUUAAUCCACUCAAUAAUAAAACCACUGACCGACAACAGCAACACUUGGCUUUGUCUUGGCCAAGCUUAACUCAGUUGCUCUCUUGGAGUGUUAUACUGAGAGUACAUGAAGAGACUAUGGUACUUCUGUCAUUGCACUGGUGGGUAGCCUUGUGGUAGAUCCUUGUAUUUGUACUACAUUGUCUUACUGUUGCUAUCAUCACUAGUAUGUGCACCUUUAUCUGAUGUUGGGAAAUAUGUAAUUUGACCUCAGUAGUGUUGGUGUUGUGAUAACUUCGUCCAACUGAACAAUUUAUUCUCAUCCAACACUCUUAAUGAAACAUAAUCAAACAAACUAAUGAAGCUGAUGUUGGAAUAUUAAAUCUACAAAAUGCUGUCAGAGCAACACUGCAAAUAUACAGCAACACAUUUUAA